AUGAGCCUCCGCCGGAAGAUCAUCGGCGCGGCGGCGCGGUGGGCUGGCUCGUCCGCCGCCCCGCAAUGGGCCCGUCAGGCUGUCUGCGGGUUCCACUCCACCGGCGCGGCGUCCGCCGCCGCAGGAGCGCCCGGCAAAAGCGCUUACACCAUUAUCGACCACGAGUACGAUGCCGUCGUCGUUGGUGCGGGUGGCGCGGGUCUUCGAGCCGCCAUCGGCUUGUCCGAGCACGGUCUCAAGACGGCGUGCAUCACCAAGCUCUUCCCCACGCGCUCGCACACGGUUGCCGCGCAGGGUGGCAUCAACGCAGCUCUCGGCAACAUGACGGAGGAUGACUGGAGGUGGCAUGCGUACGACACCAUCAAGGGCUCGGACUGGCUCGGAGACCAGGACGCCAUCCAGUACAUGUGUCGUGAGGCGCCCAAGGCUGUGAUCGAGCUCGAGAACUACGGCUUGCCGUUCAGUCGCACCGACGACGGCAAGAUCUACCAGCGCGCUUUUGGCGGCCAGUCGCUGGACUACGGCAAGGGUGGCCAGGCAUACAGGUGUGCGUGCGCCGCGGACAGGACGGGGCACGCGAUGCUUCACACCCUGUACGGACAGGCCCUGAAGCACGACACCCAAUUCUUCGUGGAGUACUUUGCGCUCGAUCUCAUCAUGCACGAGGGCGAGUGCGUCGGCGUGGUCGCGAUGUGCAUGGAGGACGGCACCAUCCACAGGUUCAGGUCGCACAAGACCGUCCUGGCCACGGGUGGCUACGGGCGCGCGUACUUCUCCGCGACGUCCGCGCACACGUGCACGGGAGACGGUAACGCGAUGGUGACUCGCGCGGGUCUCCCCAUGCAAGAUCUCGAGUUUGUCCAGUUCCACCCCACCGGCAUCUACGGCGCUGGGUGCCUCAUCACCGAGGGUUCGCGAGGUGAGGGAGGUAUCCUGAGGAACAGCGAGGGUGAGCGCUUCAUGGAGCGUUACGCGCCUUCCGCCAAGGAUCUUGCCUCUCGCGACGUCGUGUCUCGCUCCAUGACCAUCGAGAUUCGCGAGGGACGAGGCGUCGGGCCGGAGAAGGACCACAUCUACCUCCACCUCAACCACCUCCCCCCGGAGCUCCUCGCCGAGCGUCUGCCUGGCAUCUCCGAGACUGCCGCGAUCUUCGCCGGGGUUGACGUCACCAAGGAGCCCAUCCCGGUCAUUCCCACGGUGCAUUACAACAUGGGUGGCAUACCCACCAACUACAAGGGCGAGGUACUGACCCUGGGCUCCGACGGUAAGGACACGGUUGUCCCGGGCCUGCUCGCCGCGGGUGAGUGCGCGAGUUCCUCCGUUCACGGUGCAAACCGCUUGGGCGCCAACUCCCUUCUCGACAUCGUCGUGUUCGGCCGCGCCUGCGCGAACACCAUCGCUGAGACCCUCAAGCCUGGCACGCCCCACAAGAAAAUCCCCUCCGACGCGGGCGAGAACGCUGUGGCGCACCUGGACAAGGUUCGAUGGAGCAACGGCCAGCACUCAACGGCAGACGUCAGGAAGACGAUGCAGAGGGUGAUGCAGGACGACGCCGCCGUGUUCCGCACGCAGGAGACCCUGGCCGAGGGUGUGAAGAAGAUCGACGAGGUCGCCGCCCGUUUGGAUGACCUCAAGGUGACGGACAAGAGCAUGGUGUGGAACACCGACCUCAUCGAGGCGCUCGAGCUCCACAACCUGAUGCCCAACGCGCAAAUCACCAUGCACUCUGCCGAGCAGCGCAAGGAGAGCCGCGGCGCUCACGCUCGCGAGGACUUCCCAGACCGCGACGAUGCCAACUGGAUGAAACACACCCUUGGUUGGGUCGAUGACAAGCGCAAGGUGAACAUCGACUACCGUGCGGUCAUUCAGACCCCGCUGGACGACGAGAUGGAGCACGUGCCCCCCAAGGCGAGGGUGUACUAAACUAGCUGAAGAAUUUUUUUUCAAAAUCGUUGUUGUUCUCA
Molecule: messenger RNA, 1964 nt
Organism: Micromonas commoda
Lineage: Eukaryota; Viridiplantae; Chlorophyta; Mamiellophyceae; Mamiellales; Mamiellaceae
Gene: SDH2
Product: succinate dehydrogenase
Exons: 2
Coding region: 1-1923 (640 amino acids)
Biological process (GO): mitochondrial electron transport, succinate to ubiquinone; tricarboxylic acid cycle
Molecular function (GO): flavin adenine dinucleotide binding; succinate dehydrogenase (quinone) activity; electron transfer activity
Source: RefSeq, a predicted model, not a curated record